Archocentrus centrarchus (flier cichlid) is the source of this 2835-nucleotide messenger RNA. It is a transcript of the gene mpl, whose product is annotated as MPL proto-oncogene, thrombopoietin receptor. Gene Ontology annotation, cellular component: external side of plasma membrane. Gene Ontology annotation, biological process: cytokine-mediated signaling pathway. NCBI's taxonomy places the organism in Eukaryota, Metazoa, Chordata, Actinopteri, Cichliformes, Cichlidae. The coding region runs from base 46 to 1989 and encodes 647 amino acids. The transcript has 12 exons. Gene Ontology annotation, molecular function: cytokine receptor activity; protein binding. The record is from RefSeq and is a predicted model, not a curated record.
UGUAACAGCCAUGGUGGUUUAGAAUCCACAAAGUCUCAGUUUACAAUGAAUUUCUUCUACAGACUGGGUAUACUCAUUAUUCUGUGGAUACAAGCUUUCUUUGUGCCUGGGAUACAGCUCAAUAAUGGAAAUGUCAGUCACGUGUCAAAGGAAGAUGUUUUGCUCUUAAAGGACGAGCCGAAUCCCAAGUGUUUCUCUCGGACAAUGUGUGAUUUCAUCUGCUUCUUUGAGACCGAAGACAACCGGACUUAUGAUUUAUUCUACACUGCAGACCAUCCGCCAAAGAGGUGUGAAAUAUCUGUCCAGAGAACAGAGGAGGGAACUUUCCUACACAUCUGCUCGAUUCCUGAAGGAGACAUUUUAUUGUAUUUUGAAAUAUACCUCGAAGUCACUGAACCCAUUACCAACACCACUCUCCACAAUCGGACUCUUUUUGUGCACAAACAUGUUCUUUUAGAUCCACCAACUAAUGUGUCUUUACACUCAAAUGGCCAAGUGGGACAGCUGAAUGUUUCAUGGCAUGCAAACAUCCUCAAGUACAUCCAAGUAAAAGUGAAGUAUGGGAUUGAGUACUCCUCUGGGGCUCGUGACAGGGAGAGGGAGAAGAAACAGGAGGAUACCGUACUGGAUGCUCUGAUACCAGGUGAGGAGGUUAAGGUCCAGGUCAAAAUCAAACCUACUUCAGUUAACGAUGGCCCUUGGAGCAGCUGGUCACACCCUGUGCGAGCUGUGGUCCCCCAAAGCGCAGAUGACAUUGCACUUAUAUGCUUCACGUCUGACCUGCAAAAUGUCACCUGUCACUGGAAUUUGAGCAAAUAUGGUGAAGAAAACAACUUCAAACUUCUUUAUCAAAUUGGUCACAGUGAACCCCUGAGGGGGACAACCUGGAAUGAGUGUGCGGUUGAUGAGAACAUCACGGACUUGUGUUGUUUCCAUGGAGAAAGGUCCAAAAAAGUCUGGGUAAAGCUUACAAAGAGCUCAGGUCCAAUCAGGAGGAUUUUCUAUGCUGAACCAUUUACACUCAGCAACUCUGUCAAAACAUCCCCACCAACCCAUCUGAAAAGAAUCCAGAAUAACAAUAAGCUGUGCUUGGAAUGGGAAGCUCCUCUUCCAUCACUGUCGACUCACUUGCAGUAUGAACUUGACCACCAGCUGAAAGAAAACAAAGGAUGGAAGUUUUUCCGUCCAGAGAUGGUAAAGGGCCCUAAGACAGACACCUGUGUGGAGGUUCCAGCAGGGAGCCAGUACAGAGUUAGAGUCAGAGCUAAACCUGCUGGACACAUUUACUCUGGCUACUGGAGUGACUGGUCUGAUAUGCUCCAAGGUGAAACCCCCAGUGACACAGUUUCAGACAUGUUGGCUGAGAUCUGUAUCUCCAUCUUUACACUGUCAGUGGUCAUCAUCAUCGUCACCGCCUUGUGUUUCAUGUACAUCAGUAAACUCAAGCAGUAUUUUUGGCCACCAAUUCCCAACCCUGAGAAAGUCUUGCAGGGCUUUCUGAUAGAGAUCAACAGGAAUAAAAGGGAUCCACCUGUUCUAGCAAAGCAGUGCUCUGAAGAAACCACUACAUCUCUAGUGGAGAUCAUGUCUGAAGAAGAGGUUUCAGGGUUGAGGAAGACAUCGGAAGAAUUUUCCGAGCUCCUGUCAUCAGAAGGGAGCUUUACCAGCAGCAAACUGGUAGAUGGAAGCCCGGUUACUGAAGUCUUUCCAGACUAUGUGACUCUAAAUAAAAACAGUAUCUUUCUUUGCCCACAAGGAAACACUUACAUAUACGAGCAGGUCACAGAGAAAGGAGACCCUGAGAUAGAAGAUGAAUACCUUCCGACAUGUCAGUGCUCCUGUUCUGAUGGCUCAGUCUGUGUCUCACCUUGCUUAUGCAGUGACCUUCUUAAUCAUUCAUAUUUGCCUCUGGCUGAGCCUGCAGAUAAAUUCAGCUGCAAUGUCACUGCUGCAAGGAGUCCCGGAAACAUCUAUACUAACUUCCCCUAAAAUGAAAGAACGGUGUAACAAGUGCAUUUUGUUUCCAGUGGUACAGAUUUUAUGGACAGUAUACGCUGCACUUUGUACUGUCGGCUGUAGAAAGGCUUCAAAGUGAAAGCAGAGCUCAGCAGGGAUUUAUUUGAGGAUUAUGCAUCCUUUGGCUAAAGCGAAGAAGUGUUCCCACAUUUUUCAUCAACAGUCAGCUCUGAUAUGUAAUCUUUUAGCAUAGCUACAAUUUGGAAAGGAGAAAAAAGAGUAUCAGAUUUGCAGUUCAAGUUUUUACUGUAAAGGCUUUUAAAGAGACUUUGCUGUACUUUUCAUCUUUUUCUUAUUAAAUUGUAUAUUGUAUGCUGGGCUGUGUCUGGGCUGUGGAGCACGAUACUUUGUGAGACUACAAGUCUGUGACAGCGUUCAAGGGUGUGACAAUUAAGAAUCAUCUCUGAGUUGUGUCCUAUACACAGCCGUAUGCUUGCAGGAUCCCUCUGCGACACGUUCCUGCUCACUCGCACUGCCGCCGUUAAUGGAGCAGAGAGUCUUCAGCAGCUGCAUAUCUCCUAGAAAUUAGUUUUGUUCUGUAUACACUUUUUUUUUGGUGUUUUAAAGUGUAAUGAUAACAUUUUGAAAAGUAAUGCAGGAAAUCUUGGUGUAGAAGAUGUACAUUUUGUGUACAGUGAAUUUUCUAUGGAAAACACCCACCCCACCCCACACACACAUACACAAACGCAAACUGUCCUGCUAUUGUUGUAUACUGACUGAUCCUGUGUGUUAAAUUGUAAAAAUGUAUAAAAAGUAUUUCAUUUUCUACAGUGUCAUUUUCAGGCUUUGUUGUUUUGACAAUAAAUUUCAAUACCUUUA